CAUUCUGCGAAGAAGGAGUACAGUCCGAGUCCCAUCGUGCAAGCGAAGGUCCCCAACUUGCCCUGCUUCAGAUCUGAUCGGUUUACGCUCUGCAAUAUCAUUUUGCCGUCAUGCAGGCUAUCAACACGAUCGUGCUAGUGUGUUUAGCAGUCACCAUGGCCCGUGCUCACCUUGUACAAGGCAAGGGUGAAAGUUGUAUGGUGAGACGUAUGGUGAAAGCCGGCAUCACGCACUCAAAAGCUCAGAAAUUCGAGAAGAACGCCUUACAGGUACCAGUACCGGAGCGUAUCAUGUCCAGCAUGAAUCUGGCCGUCCUCGGAUACGUACUGAGAGGCUCUCUUGCUGAAGCGAACGCUGUUCAAGGUUGCAUCCGGAAAUCAUCGAAGGCCUGCAAGACAUACUCUCCAUGCGCGAACGGUGGAGUGUGUCAGCUGUCGCCCACUAAAAAGUCAUAUGUAUGCAAGUGCCACACUGAUUUCACCGGGGACUUCUGCCUGAAGCUUAGUUGAGCCAAUUCCGUCCAGCCUCAAUCAUCGAACUUAAAAGUAUGCAAACUGAAGUGGCUGACCUCCGAAAGUUACUGAGCGCUAGCACCCAGCUCUUGGGAAACGGUUGCAACCAAAGGACUGUGGGAUACAAAUAUCAAAGUCAUCACAAUUUGUUCACAAAAAAGAACGUAGGGCAGAUAGCGUCGAUCACAUUCAC
Messenger RNA from Sycon ciliatum, 705 nucleotides. RefSeq lists its product as uncharacterized. The record is from RefSeq and is a predicted model, not a curated record. NCBI's taxonomy places the organism in Eukaryota, Metazoa, Porifera, Calcarea, Leucosolenida, Sycettidae. The transcript has 5 exons. Bases 111 to 509 code for a protein of 132 amino acids.